AGUAUAAAAAACUAUGAUGCCAUGGACAUGGAGACAAUCGAUCAUUGAUAGCGGGGAGAAAUAGUUCUGGUCAAGAGAUGGCUGCUGCUGAAGAAACUCAGAUUUCUCAAACAAAAUUGCAGCUUCCAAAAAGCUAUGAAGCCAUACUUGAAGAAGCAGACUCACAAAUUGAUAAAUCCUCCUCAGACAAGCUCUGUGAACAACUCUACUCCGGACUUUUCUUGAACCAAAAGAAAAAGAAAUUUUGGGUUGACAAGUUGACCCAGAAAAUUUUCUUUGUGUUGUUCGCAAAAUCUCUCUCAUACCUGAAACCAAACUGGAUUGUGCAACCUAUCUCAACCGCCUCUACCAGCAGGCUUGAGGAGUUCAAAUUACAAGAAUCACACAUAUUAAUGAUCGAGGAGGUUAUUCUACAAGAAUCAAAUAGUUUUGAGGUGAAAGGGAAAUUCAACACGUGCAAUCUCAGUCCUCUAACAUUUUACAAAGUUUCAUUUCUGAUAAGGAUGGAGAAGCAGGCUCAGGGAUGGGAAGAUCCUGUGAACCUGAGACUCGUCCACCCGGAUGGAAGAGAGGAAGAACGUCGAGAGAUGUUGCAGGAAAGCUAGAAAAUAAAUGGAUGGAUGUUUUAGUUGGUACGUUUACAACGUUCAUCGAUGUUGGGGAGAUGGAGUUUUCUAUGUAUGAAUUCGGUAAAAGGAAGAAGAAAGGACUUGUCACCUUUGUAUAGAAGCUUAAUUGGCAGCCAGCAAGCAGACCUAAUAUACUAUUUGUUAUGAGUGUUCUUUCAAGAUUCAUGCAUUCACCAAAGGAGACUCACUUUGCAGCUGCAAAACGUGUACUUAGGUACAUCAAAGGUACCAUUGCUCUUGGCAAUUUCUUUCCAAAACACCAGGAUAGGCUUUGAAAUUGGUUGGCUACACUGACAGUGAUUAGGGAGGUUGUGUUGAUGAUUCAAGAAGCACAUCAAGGUACUUAUUUUCUCUAAGUUCUGGUUUUUUCACUUGGAGCUCAAAGAAGCAGGAGACAACAGCUCAGUCUACUACAAAAGCUGAGUACAUUGCUGCUUCCUCGGUUAUCAACUAGGCUAUCUGGUUGAGGAAGAUGUUGAAGAAUUUGGAACAUGAGCAAGUUAAAGCAACCAGGAUUAUGUGUGAUAACAUUUCUGCGGUCUCAAUUUCAAAGAAUCCAAUCUUUCAUGGACAAACCAAACAUAUCAAGAUUAAGUUUCACUUUAUUAGAGAAGCCCAACAAUCAAAUGAAGUGGUGCUUGUUUAUUGUUCAUCUGAAGAACAGCUUGCAAACAUUUUUAUCAAGCUACUACCUAAAGAAAGGUUUGAAGCUUUAAGACAAAAGAUUGGAAUUUGUCAUCAAAAUGCCAAGGAGGAGUGUUAGACAGUUGGCAUUUUAAUUUCAAGAUAUUGUUUUUUUCAGUUCCUAUUCCCUUCAUUUUCUCUCUUGACUUUAUCAAGGUUUAGUUGCUACUUUUUCUGAA
Mangifera indica (mango) is the source of this 1492-nucleotide messenger RNA. Its product is annotated as protein PHLOEM PROTEIN 2-LIKE A1-like. The coding region runs from base 78 to 605 and encodes 175 amino acids. The transcript has 2 exons. NCBI's taxonomy places the organism in Eukaryota, Viridiplantae, Streptophyta, Magnoliopsida, Sapindales, Anacardiaceae. The record is from RefSeq and is a predicted model, not a curated record.